Messenger RNA from Phaethon lepturus (White-tailed tropicbird), 3376 nucleotides. Its product is annotated as 1-phosphatidylinositol 4,5-bisphosphate phosphodiesterase gamma-1. The record is from RefSeq and is a predicted model, not a curated record. The annotation marks the transcript as partial. Gene Ontology annotation, biological process: phosphatidylinositol-mediated signaling; lipid metabolic process; positive regulation of epithelial cell migration. Gene Ontology annotation, molecular function: protein binding; calcium ion binding; phosphatidylinositol-4,5-bisphosphate phospholipase C activity. NCBI's taxonomy places the organism in Eukaryota, Metazoa, Chordata, Aves, Phaethontiformes, Phaethontidae. The transcript is spliced from 29 exons.
AUGGCGGGGCCACAGGCAGUCGAAUCUGCUCCAGAGCUGUGGCAGAUCCACCACAACUGGAUCUCCAGAGUGGAUAUUCGUGAAAUCAAAGAGAUUCGUCCAGGAAAAAAUUCACGUGACUUUGACCGGUACCAGGAGGAUCCAUGUUUCCGACCAGACCAGUCUCACUGCUUUGUUGUCCUCUACGGCACAGAAUUCAGGCUGAAGACCCUGAGCUUGCAAGCCACUUCCGAGGAUGAGGUCAACAUGUGGAUCAAGGGGCUGAACUGGCUGGUGGCAGACACUCUAAGGGCUGCCACCCCGCUGCAGAUUGAAAGAUGGCUCCGGAAGCAGUUCUACUCGCUGGAUCGCAACCGGGAAGACAGGAUCUCCGCCAAGGAUCUGAAGAACAUGCUUUCUCAGGUCAACUACCGGGUCCCCAACAUGAGGGACGUGGAGCAGAGGAACGGGGAUAUCACGUACGGGCAGUUUGCACAGCUCUACCGCAGCUUGAUGUUCAGUGCCCAGAAAAUGAUGGAUGUUCCGUUCCUAGAAAGGGGUGGAGAAAGGUCUGAGCACUUCAGGGUGUCACUGCUGGAGUUGCAGAAGUUCCUGCUGGAGUACCAGAGGGAGCUCUGGGCUGCAGAUACCCUUCAGGUACAGGAAUUCAUGUUCAACUUUCUGAGAGACCCUUUGAGGGAGAUUGAUGAGCCUUAUUUCUCCCUGGAUGAAUUUCUCACCUUCCUGUUUUCCAAAGAGAACAGCAUCUGGAACUCGCAGCUGGACAUGGUGUGUCUGGAGAACAUGAACAACCCCCUCUCCCAUUACUGGAUCUCCUCCUCACACAACACGUACCUGACGGGGGAUCAGUUCUCGAGCGAGUCCUCGUUGGAGGCGUAUGCCCGCUGCUUACGCAUGGGAUGCCGCUGUAUCGAGUUGGAUUGCUGGGAUGGUCCCGAUGGCAUGCCCGUCAUCUACCAUGGACACACCUUAACCACCAAGAUCAAGUUCUCUGAUGUCUUGGUCACUAUCAAGGAGCAUGCCUUUGUCGCCUCCGAUUUCCCCGUCAUUCUGUCCAUUGAGGACCACUGCAGCAUUGCUCAGCAGAGGAACAUGGCUCAGAAUUUCAAGAAGGUCUUUGGGGACAUGCUGUUGACCAAACCAGUAGAUAUUUCUGCUGAUGGCCUUCCAUCUCCAAACCAGCUCAAGAGGAAGAUUCUCAUCAAGCACAAGAAGCUGGCAGAGGGCAGUGCUUACGAGGAGUUACCCACGUCCGUAAUGUAUUCAGAGAAUGACAUCAGCAACUCCAUCAAGAACGGGAUCCUCUACCUGGAAGACCCCAUCAAUCACGAGUGGAACCCGCAUUACUUUGUCCUGACCAGCAGCAAGAUCUAUUACUCUGGGGAGACAACCAGUGACCAAGGAAACGAGGAUGAGGAAGAGCAAAAGGAGGUGAGCAACAGCACCGAGCUUCACUCUGCGGAGAAGUGGUUUCACGGCAAGCUGGGAGCGGGACGCGAUGGGCGGCACAUCGCGGAGCGGCUGCUGACGGAGUACUGCAUCGAGACGGGGGCCCCCGAUGGCUCCUUCCUCGUCAGAGAGAGCGAGACCUUUGUUGGAGACUACACCCUCUCCUUCUGGCGCAACGGGAAAGUGCAGCACUGCCGCAUCCACUCACGGCAGGAUGCCGGCAGCCCCCAGUUCUUCCUGACGGACAACCUGGUGUUCGACAGCCUCUACGACCUCAUCACCCACUACCAGGAGGUGCCGCUGAGGUGUAAUGAGUUUGAGAUGAGGCUGACAGAGCCAGUGCCGCAGACCAAUGCCCAUGAGAGCAAAGAGUGGUACCACGCCAACCUCACCCGGGCCCAAGCCGAGCACAUGCUGAUGAGGGUGCCACGUGACGGAGCCUUCCUGGUGCGCAAGAGGAGCGAGCCCAGCUCCUACGCCAUCUCCUUCCGGGCGGAAGGGAAGAUCAAACACUGCCGAGUGCAGCAGGAGGGCCAGACCGUGCUGCUUGGCAACUCCGAGUUCGAGAGCCUCGUGGACUUGAUCAGCUACUAUGAAAAGCACCCACUGUACCGCAAGAUGAAGCUGAGGUACCCCAUCAAUGAGGAGACGCUGGAGAAGAUAGGGACAGCAGAGCCAGACUACGGAGCCCUUUACGAGGGACGCCACCCCGGGUUCUACGUGGAAGCCAAUCCCAUGCCCACCUUCAAGUGCGCAGUCAAAGCCCUGUUCGACUACAAGGCACAGCGGGAGGACGAGCUCACCUUCACCAAAAAUGCCAUCAUCCAGAAUGUGGAGAAACAGGAAGGAGGCUGGUGGAGAGGAGAUUAUGGCGGCAAGAAGCAGCUGUGGUUCCCUUCCAACUAUGUAGAGGAAAUUACUGGUCCCAACAGCCUGGAGCCGGAGCGAGAGCAGCUGGAUGAGAACAGCCCCCUGGGAGACCUGCUCGGAGGUGUCCUGGACGUGCCCUCCUGCCAGAUCGCCAUCCGCCCCGAGGGGAAGAACAACCGCCUCUUCGUGUUCUCCAUUAGCAUGGCCUCGGUGUCACGCUUGUCCCUUGAUGUGGCAGCCGAUACGCAUGAGGACUUGCUGGACUGGGUGAAGAAGAUCCGGGAGGCAGCCCAGACGGCUGACGCACGGCUCUCUGAAGGGAAGAUGAUGGAGAGGAGGAAGAAGAUAGCCCUGGAGCUUUCGGAGCUGGUGGUCUACUGCCGACCUGUGCCCUUCGAUGAAGAGAAGAUCGGCACAGAGAGGGCCUGUUACCGCGACAUGUCCUCCUUCCCCGAGACCAAGGCAGAAAAGUACGUCAACAAGAUCAAAGGCAAGAAGUUCCUGCAGUACAACCGCCUGCAGCUCUCUCGCAUCUACCCCAAGGGCCAGCGCCUCGACUCCUCCAACUACGACCCCCUGCCCAUGUGGAUCUGCGGCAGUCAGCUGGUAGCGCUCAACUUCCAGACCCCAGACAAGCCCAUGCAGAUGAACCAGGCCUUGUUCAUGUCCAGCGGCCAGUGUGGGUAUGUCUUGCAACCAACCAACAUGCGGGAUGACAUCUUCGACCCCUUCGACAAGAGCACGCUGCGGGGGACUGAGCCGCUCUCCAUCUCCAUUGAGGUCCUGGGGGCCCGGCACCUUCCCAAAAAUGGAAGGGGAAUCGUUUGUCCUUUCGUGGAGGUGGAGGUGUCUGGGGCUGAGUAUGACAACGCCAAGCAGAAAACUGAGAUUGUGGCGGACAACGGCCUGAACCCUCUCUGGACCCCGAAGCAGUUCCACUUUCAGGUCAGCAACCCCGACUUUGCCUUCCUCCGCUUCGUGGUGUACGAGGAGGACAUGUUCAGCGACGAGAACUUCCUGGCUCAGGCCACCUUCCUGGUGAAAGGCUUGAAGACGG